AUGACGUACUUAGAUGUUUAUUCCCUUCACAUCGACAUUGAACUUGACAAGAAAAUUCAGGUCGGCAAGGCAAAGAAGGUGUAAUAUUCAAAUUCGCAAAAACAGGUGUCUUCAAAGAAAAGCAAAUAUUUAUGCUUAUACGUGACUGGCUGUCAGAGAGGAAGAGCCGAUUUUUUCCGCAAAAUAUCAGCUCGUUGUAUUAACGCGCUUCGAUCUAGUUCUCUAAUUAAAGCAUUAAUCUUUUAAAAUUUCCUUACCAAUGGGGUAAAAACCUGUUAUGUUUAUAUCAAACAACGCUUUUCUUCAUUAUGAGAAUGAAACUGAAUUUCCCUUGCUUUUACUUACCAAGAAAUUAUCAUUUAUGCAAGAUUGAUAUCAGACCUUACUAUCAAAUGAAAACGCUGUAGAAAUAGUUAGGGACAAAAUAAACUCAAAUAGAUAAAAUUGUCAUGCACGCCAGUCUUUUAAGCUCACGUAUCGCGUGCUAGCCAAUCAGCGCAUUUCGUGCGCGGACCUCGUUGCACGGGCUUUUAACUGGUUUUCGUAUUUCCAUAUACCAAUGUCGAAACAAUAUGAAGCUUUUGAGCACGUUUUAUAAGCCACAGGCGGUCUAGUAAAAGAGUGCAUACGUAAAAAGGGCUUGAUAAGUUUAAACUAGGUCAGGAGAGCAACUGUGGAAAAGCAAUAUGGAGUUAAUUUUGGCGUUUUCGCUUGGACCGGUGAAAGAAAUCUAUUGGGCCGUAUGUACCGGUGAGUGAUAACUGGAAAAGCACCAAGAAAAAUCAAUCUUAAUCUCUGACCGGAUAAAUUUGUUUAAUGGAAUAACUAACUAAGAACAACUCUUGAUCUCUGAAUUCGGUUUUUAGUCGUGUAUUCGGGUAGAAGGCAAAAUACACUUUUGUUCUUCCAUCUAGACUCAAAAGUGCUUGCAACUGGUUUAUAGACUCGUCUGAAGAAGGACUUAAAAAUCCCAAUAUUUCUUUUUUAUAUCAAACUUUAUUCUGUAACGCUCCCAGUUUAAAUAAUUCCUACAAAAAGAGAAAUCAACGGAAACCGCGCUGGAAAAGUCUCUGGCACCCAGGGUAGGUUAUUGAAAACAACAUGCAAAAAUCGCUUUUGAGUUUACAUAAGCAAUCCUUAGUUCUUGGAUACCCUGACAGUAAACUAAAGCGGUUUUUAACGAUGUAUGAAGUAUGUUUUAUAGAUUUUACCGCCUACAUUUCCAAACCUCAACUAAGGUGCUAACAAAUUAGGUACCUUGAAAAAUUAAUAGGAAUCUUCAAAUUUUAAAGCAAUAAAAACAUAGUGAGCCUAGAAUUUAACAUGCAUAUUAUUUUACUGUAAAUAUUGAAGUUUCGUUUUAACCCAUGCUUCUCAUUUUAAUGCCCCUCUAUUAGUUUAACACUAAAAGGCCUAAAAAUAGUCCUAAAAUAUCAUAGUUAUUGCUUUAUUUUCAGCUAAAAAAACGUGCGUGUUAAUACUGAAUUUUAAUCAGAACACACGAGAUUGUUUUGUAUUUACGCUCUAUUUUCAGUCUUGUUUUGCGUUUUCCUCAAGAAUAUUCAACUUUUAUCUCUUCGGGUUGUAUUACCUUAUCUUUUAAAUUACAACCGUUGAUGAUAGCUAAACGUAACGUUCAUUUCGUAGUGUGCGUACUCCUUUUCGGUAGAAUGUUAAAUAGAUACUUUAAUUCAAUAUCUGUCCUAAAAAUUCUAAAAGCCUAAUUUUUAACUGCGUUUGUUAUCUUUGUCAAAGAAAGCCGGCGAUUACUAAAUGGAUAACUUUUCGUCCACUUUUAGAAUACCAUGUCGGCUUAAAAUGGCAUCUUGUUUUUUCCUGGCUGUUCCAAUCCUAUUACUUAAAAAAUCGGUUUAUGUUCAAUUGAGCAUUUUGCCGGCUUCGUUACGAAGAAAAACGUAAAUGAUGAUCCUAACAGACCUUUUUAUAGCCCAAGGCAAAUAACAUUGGAAAGUUGAAGCAAAAUAAAUUAUUCGGCCCCAGCUCGGUCUGUUUUUUCUUCAUCGAAAAUUUCACAAUUUUUAAAACUCGAAGGAGAAAAAUAUGAAAAAGGAAUGUAUGGAAAAGAUGUCACUAAUUGUGCGUAUUUCCUAAUAGUCAUUUUACAAUCAGGAUAGUUCUUCAGUUUCAUUAAAAACAUCCGACGAAAAAGCCCUGAACAAAUGAAAUUUGGUCAAGUCCAUUUGCGACAGUAAUCACAUAAGCUUUUUAGGGGGUUCCCUGUUUGUACCAGUUUUUAAUUGAGCAGAAAAGCGAGAAAGUGAUUAAAUGUUGAGAAGUUUAAUAUGUAGAAUGGCUGCACAGGUAGUGAAAGAUUAGUUUAAAUCAAUCUACUACAGCUGUUGAUGGCCUGUGGUAAUUGUAUCCUUACAGGGACCCUUAAAUUAAGGGAAGUUUGAGUGGGGUCGUACUACGGAGGCCUUCUAACUCUGACUCUGAGCUGUUUAAGCAAGAUACCAUGACGGGUUAGGGUUUAAGACAAUAACCUUUCAUGCAUGUCGCCGCUCUGUUUAAGACAAGAGACCGUUAGGGUCCUCGAGUGCAGCCCAAAUAUAAAAUCCUCUUCGAGAUGUACUGUCCAGAAAGACACCCUUUUCAAGACGCUAGAGGUUAUCUUUAGUCAUCCUUUAUUAUUAUUAUUAUUAUUAUUAUUAUUCUGUUUUUGGUCUUCUUCGUCCCCCUUUUACUCCUGGUCCUCUUUUUUCCUCUUUCCUACUGAUCUUCCUGGUUCCUUUAAUUCAAUCUCAUUUUCAGCUUCUCUUCUCCCUGGCAAGGACUUGUCUCUCGUCCUGUUCUUUUCUGUCAGUCCUCUUUUUUAUUGGCCCACUACUUCUUGUGGUUUUACCGAUCGAGGACCUCCUGUUUUCGUUUCUUUUUUUUUUUUUCGGUCUAGUUCUCUUUCGGUCCCCGCGAGUUCUGUACUUUCUUGUCAGGCAGAGAUUGCCUUGUCCCUAGGCCUUAUCAGUUGCCCGCAGCUGAUGCGUUUCAAGUCACGUGGUCCGAGCGUCCUGGCCGUUUGUUUCGGAUACGUCACCGAAAUGCAUUGUUCGAGAAGGCCUCGGAAGACGUCGUAGAGGGACGGGGCAAAGACAGAGAUAGGAAAAACAACGCAACGUCAAAUGAGCACGCCAAAAAUCGCGGAAAGGACUGAACGCAACUUCCGGUACCUGCGCACUUCGUCGGUCGUCACAAGGGAGGUUUAGCAGUGUCACUCUUAAAAGGACAUCACGUUGUUUUCAAACUUUGUUGCGAAUAUUCCAACUCACUUAAAAUGUCACAUGUAGGUGAAUUUCCCUGAAACUGAAUUCUAAGGGACCAAACCCAAGAUUAAAAGAAGCAGAAAGAGAAAUUUGUCGUCGAGUGUUUACCUCCUCAAUAAAACGUCGCAUACGGGAAUUUCACUUUGUAGUCGUGCAGGGAAGGCAAAGAAAUGUACAAAAAGUCUGCUGCACGUGCAAAGCUAUUGUUUUGCUGAUCAAACUUAUUGCUCUUUUGACGUUCUCGGCGCCGUCAUUGUUGCUAAAGCUCCCUAUUGUCUUAGCAUGUUCCAGGCGCUCAGAGACUGGGGAAGGCGCAAAGCAAAGCGCAUUUCGCGCCAAUCUCCACCAUCUGAACGCCUGGAACAUGCUGACGUUGUCCUUGCCCCAAACCUUCCCACUGCCUUGAGAUCAGCCUCGUCCUAAGGCCUUUUCCCUUAGAAAAGGGGAGGGGAAAGCCCUGGAGACGAGAUUGUCCUAAGAUGUGCUCCAGUAAUUUCUCCAGUAAUUUUCAUGUUUCUGUCGAUUUUCUUCUUCCCCCAGUUGCUAGAACUAUCUAUCUGGAGAGAAAAAUGGCUAAUGACAAAAAACUCAAAAUUCAAGAAUACAUUUUCGUGAUGACAUACCUACCACCACCCAAGUAAAUACUCUGCACAUUGAAACAUCGUGUUUCUCUACGAAUUUUCUGAGACAAUGCUUUUAAUAUAUGGAAUUAUCGAAAAAAUGACACAUACGAUCUUUUUUGUUUACAUUUAAGGGGAGAUAGUUUAAAUUCCAAACCUAUAUUUAAAGCGUUGAAUCUCAAGUACUUCAAAUUUGUUUCUUGUCGCUUUAUAAGAGCUACCACAAAAACUCUUCUAAUUGGUCUUGUAAUAUCACCGGGGAAACCAGAAUCUUAACAAAACGUUUUGCUAUCGUGAAUAUAAGUUGACGCAACGUAUUCCGGUUAUUUUAUGAUAACAAUUUUUUCGCAUGGCUACAAUUAAGGCAGUCAAUCGACGACGAAGUCAUCGUGUCGCUGUGUAACAACGAAUUACAUGGAAAAUCAAUUCGUAAAUCCAGUUUAACCUUGUCAGGAAUACUACGACCACGAAGUGAGCAAUAUUGAAUGUGUAUUCUUGAAAUACUAUUCCUCCGACGAAUAAGUCUUAGAAAGCUAAGAACUCAAGGUAAGCAGCGGUUUUAGGCUGAUAUUUAUGCCAUGUAAACAAUUUAUUGAUGUUCCAGUUCUCUGAAAUCCUCUUUGCGUAUUGGUGGGCAUUGGGGUUUAUCAUAAAUUACGGGCACGUGUAGUUAAACUCCAUGAUGAAAACAUGAAUUAUCGCGGCUUAAAGCUCCAGCAGCGACUUACAGUUGUGUAAUUUAAUUGUUUCGUACAAACAGCCUGUCAAGCCGUCGGUGAAAAUUAUUUCAUUGUUUGAUUAACUUCUGUCUACAGUAUUUAAAUGAGUUCGACCUUUAAUUUCGAAGGAAAACACUCGUCAAAUCGUGACUUAUUUAAUCCGCAUAAUUGACAGUAGAUAAGAGAUUAUGGAAAUUUCUUUUCUCUUUCAGAGAAAAGACUUGAAACAUUUCUUAUCUGGACGAACAAGGAGAACUUGCCAGAGAGAAUACAGUAUAACUUUGCGAACAGUUAGAUUGGGUCUAGAUAGUUACUGCAGUCUAGCUGAAUAUCAAAGUUCUAAAAGUUUGCGAAUGAUGACUUCAGAGUAACUUGGUAUUCAAUUUGUCGAAUUUGCAGUGUAUCAUGGUUUUCUUCAGUUGUUUUUCCUGGUCAAAUUACUUCAGUUCUCACGUGAACUGAAGUAGUUUCCGCCUUUAUUACGUAUGAGAAAUGAUAUCUACGCAUGUAUGUAGGAGACUUGCGUCAACACACGACCAUACGUAUAUAUUUUCUGCAAAAACAGGCAAGCUGCAAACAGAAAAAUCAAGUGAACGGCGCAGUUUAUUUACUAAGGUGUUUCUUCAAAGUUCAGUUUUAAGCGGUCGAUGGCCGUAUGGCUGUGAAUAAAAUCAGAUUUGAAAACCAACGCGCUUAUCCGACUGCAUUUAUCCCACUUCCGUGGGCGGUCAUAUUACACUAAAUAUCAAACAAGGAAAGUUUUACUUGAAAAGCAAACUUAUAAACCAGCCAAUGAAAGCACUGCUGGAAUUACAGAAUGUCAUCUGGUCACGCUUAAAAUUCCGCAAAAAUUAAAAGGAAUUAAUCUUCGUAGCUGUUAGAACCACCUUGUGUAGCAUAUAAGAAACAGUAUUCAUCAGAAAAGUACUACUGUUCGGUAGCUUUAAUUUGGUGAAAGUUCACAAUUUGGAUUUCAUGCACAGAUCUAAAGCCUAUAGAACCACUUAGUGCCCCAAGAUUAAACUCAACGAAAAAAAAGUAAGUCUGUGAAAAUGCCGUAACAUACAUGUAUGCAUGCAGCUAACUGUUCCAGGCUUUCGGCUUUUGUGUUGCAUUAAUAUUUUGAAAAAAAAAUCGUUUUACAUCAGUCUGUUCGUUCUUUGUCGGUCCAAGACAAUUUAAUUCGUCGAUAAAUUUUUGUAGAUAAAACUGCCAUGAAGCUACUAAUUUUUGACGGUGUAGGAGGAGUGAAAAGUCAACAGCAAGGAAUGGAGAACUUGGUCACGGGGUACAAAAUUCACUUAUGCCGUUUGUCGUAAACGUGAUUUUAGAUCUCUCUAUUUUUUUUAGCAAAAAAAACGUGACUACGGCGCGCGCAGAAACUCAAAUCCUAAUUGACCUAUAUUGAGAACGGAACUGUCGAGUUUAUGUGUCUUAGCAAAAGCUGUCUAAUGUCUCCAAAGGAACGCCUUCCUAUCUUCGGCAAGAAAAUGUGUACGUGAAGAUAGGCGUUCGUGUGCGCGCGCAUUUCGGUUUUUCUAAUCUUCACGUCAAAACCACGUCGGCGACGUCACAAACGCAAGACACAAAAGUUUGUUUUUGACUUCGAAAAAGGACGACUGCUCGUCUAGCGGGGAAAAGUACAUUUUUACGUUAAAUCAUCUUAGAUAUGGGGAACUGUCAAUCUCGAUUAUGUACAAAUGUUGACAGCUUGGACGACGAUGAUGAAAAUAUCAAGGCGUACCGUUCCGCAAACUGUUUUCGGCAAGGAAAGAAAAAUAAUUUUUGUAAAGCAAUUGUGGUGAAGUCGCCGCAGUUCAGUCCAAAAAGGCAAAUAGAAGAAAUGCAGAAAAGUUCAAGUAUUGAUCGAUCUGAGCUCUGUAUGCGAGGUGAAGGUAUUCAACAAAGUGAAAGGGAAAUUGAGAUUGUGAAUGAAUACAAAGGAGAUUCUAUGCCUAUUUCUAAAACGAAGAAACAACGCGCCAAGCGCAACAGGCGUGGAAAGAAACAGAGGCAGUCGCGCGGUGAAGAAGAUACCAGUCAGGCAAUGGAAAAGAAUUGUAAGCAGGGAGAUUCUCUGAUACAAGACGAAUGCGUAGCAGCCAGUCAAAAUGAUACCAAGCGUAGACUCUGCGCACUGCUGUCCCCAUCAGCAUGGAAACAGUUGUACCAAAAGGUUACCAAACGGCGCUCGGGCACGGAAACUGGUGAUAGCGAAAAUUUGGGCGAGGCAGCGGACGAGAGGAUUCCUCCCGAUUCCGGUGAAACGUCUACAUCUCACGGGCUAAGAUCCCUUAGUGGUAAACUGCUUUGUCUUGAGCACGGCAAUAAAAGCUUAGAUUACAGCGAUAGUGAUAUCAGUACUGAGUUUCCCAUCGAGAAACGCUUGGCGAGAUGUCGCAAACACUGCGAGCGGACGAGGAAACAUUUCGAGCGUGCGAUGAAUUUACCGCGUACCACGUUACCGUUAGACAGGCCCCGGUCGCCUUCUUUAAACUUCAGCGACAUUGAUUUGGAUUCUUUGAGUAGUGGUGAGAUAGUCGGAUUUCAAACCGACGCCUUUCAUGCCCAUGAAACGGCAAGCGACACUGGCAGCGAAUCGAGCGUAAUGCAAAGAAUUAGUGAUCACCUGGAACGUUAUCGAUUAGAGCUAGGACUGUCUUCUUCACCGAUAAGCGGCGUACUUGGUGAUUCUACAAGUGAAUCUGAAAGUGACUCCAACCGAGUUUUAGGACUACGAGAGGAAGUCGAAGAAUAUCGCCGAUGGCUGGAUCUAAGAAGCCCGAUAAAUUCCGGUUCAACCACUCCACCUACGCCGGUAGAGAAUCUAUUGGACUUCUACGACUAUGAUUCCUCUAGCUGGGUUUCUGAAAGCAGCGACCCCGCCCCUGAUAGAAUGCAGAGGCCGGUGCGCGUGCGCAGAGACAGAGACUCUAUUGAGGGAUCGGUUCCCUGUAGUGACGACGAUAAUGAAGAGGAAGUUUAUGAAGGCAGUUCCUGGAAUCCUACAACAAGAUCAUGGAAUUCCUUAUCAAGAACCGGAGCCGGUAAUGCAAGACACGGCGGUCUAGCCUCAAGGCUUUUGGACCAGGCUUCCCGUUUCUGGAAUCCAGGCGCAAGAACCUCAACUCUUUCUGGGACAACAAGUCCACAAAGUCAGAGGAGAUAUGUCUUCAGAGAACUUUUUCGCAGAGCCAGGAGAAACUCUGGUGCUGUCAGCCCCAUACUUCAGUCUCCCGGGGAGUCACCAAGGGGAGAUUUCUCCCAUGGACUGCAAGGAAAGCCGAAUCAGAAAAACUCUAUAGGAAAACUCGGGAAAAGUAACCAAGUCUUGAUUCAACAGUGCGAGCCAGACCAGUGCCAGUUUAAAUUCACCCUUAGAGCGAGUAACGAUGCACAGAACAACACGGAGGAGUUAGAAAUGGGCAUAGACGUAAGAUCCGCCAGCUCAAGCUCUCAAGCAUCGAGUGACAAUGUCGACUCACCCCUUGCCGAUCUCGGCAGGGAGUGA
Molecule: messenger RNA, 8128 nt
Organism: Porites lobata
Lineage: Eukaryota; Metazoa; Cnidaria; Anthozoa; Scleractinia; Poritidae
Source: the annotation of a GenBank genome assembly